UUUUGCCCCACUGUAUAUGUGUGAGCAAUGUUUGUUUGUGUGUAAAUGUGGGUGUGUGUACCCUAGAUCUUCUCUGUUGAAUUCUUUACUGAUGUUUCUGUCUUUUACUAACCUGAAAGACAACCGUAGACGAUGUUUAGACUUUUUCCGACAGGUUGCCUACCUUUAUGGACAAGAAAAUGAAGACCAGACUAAAGAGAAACUGAAAAAUGUCAUUCAUCAAUUGAAAGAAGGAACCUCUCCCCAGAACUUGAUGCCGUACUGACAUAUUAUCCAGAUACUUUAGUAAAAUAUUAUUAAAUUAAAUAAUAUUAUGACACAUUUAAAUGGGAUGGUAAGUUAUACCCAAACCUGGACCCAAACUCAAACUUAUUCUAGCAAAACAACCAGCCUUACUGUGACUUGACCAUAAAGCACUGCUGCUAGUUUUUAAAUAACUUCAUAGCGUUUGACCCAAUUGCACAUCAGGUCUAUCAGUGAUUCACAAAAGCAGCCUAGAAAAUGAAAAACUAAACAACAUUUUCCAUUUAUUUUUAAAGAAGUAUUUAGAGUCUGAAUGCAGUGAAGCUUCUCAGGUCAAAGCUCUGGUCAAAGGCUGCAGCUAACAUCAUCAUCAACACAUAUUUAGUUCAAUCUCUGUUCUUAACUGUGGAUCUCUGUCAGACAUUCUCAGCUCUGUUUGAUAGUCGGAUCUGGGGCUCUUGGGGACAGCUAACUUCCCAGCGGGGGUCCCACAGUGGAUGGAAUGAUCUUUGUGUCUGUGGAGAGGCCUUGGGGCGUUGGAGCCUAGCUCCACAUCAACGGAGAGGUCAUCUAUGCUUCCAAACCCUGGAAGUUCAUGAUGGAGAACACCAUUGUCCCAAUCUGCCAGCAGUCAUGGCUGAGGUGACUGGAGCUGAACUGAUAGCAGAGGCCCUGAAGACUCAGAAAGUGGAGUAUAUGUUUGGGAUAGUUGGGGUUCCUAUCAUUGAAGUGGCCAUGGCCGCUCAGGCUGCUGGGAUCAAAUAUGUAGGAAUGCGCAAUGAGCAGGCGGCCUGCUAUGCUGCAUCUGCCAUUGGAUACCUCACCGGGAGACCAGGUGCCUGUCUGGUUGUAUCUGGACCUGGACUUAUUCACGCCCUGGGUGGGAUGGCCAAUGCUAACGUGAACUGCUGGCCUGUGGUUGUCAUUGGGGGGUCAUCAGAUCGGAACCAGGAAACAACAGGAGCCUUUCAGGAGUUCCCUCAGGUGGAGGCGUGCCGUCUGUACAGCAAAUUUUCUGCCAGACCCAGCAGUCUAGAGGCAAUCCCCUCAGUCAUAGAGAAGGCAGUCCGCACAAGCAUAUACGGGCGCCCAGGAGCUUGUUAUGUGGACAUUGCAGGAGACAUGGUCAAUGCCAAAGUUAACAGGAGCAAAGUCAAGGGAGUCUCCUGCUGCCCACCUCCACCUGUGAGUUUGGCUGACCACAGUGCUGUCACAGAGGCCAUCUGUGCCCUCAAGGCAGCUAAGACACCUUUAGUGAUCAUUGGCAAAGGGGCAGCCUAUGGAAGAGCAGAGGCUUUACUGCGGCAGUUUGUGGAAAUCAGCGGUUUGCCAUUUCUCCCCACACCGAUGGGAAAAGGAGUCAUCCCUGAUGAUCACCCCAACUGUGUGGCAGCUGCCCGCUCACGAGCUCUUCUCCAAGCUGAUGUUGUGCUUCUGUUUGGAGCCCGACUGAACUGGAUCCUGCAUUUUGGGCUUCCACCCAGGUUUAACCCAAAUGUUAAAAUCAUACAGGUUGACCUCUGUGCUGAGGAAAUGAGUAACAAUGUGAAGUCAGUUGCUCUGUUGGGAGAUAUUGGAGCCAUCGUCACUCAGCUUUUGACAUGUGUCCGUGAACACGGCUGGAAAUAUCCCUCAAAUACAGAAUGGUGGGGCUCUCUGAAGGAGAAAAUCGCUGCAAAUGCAGAAAUAUCAAAGGGCCUGGCUCUGAACACAACACUGCCGAUGAACUACUACACAGUAUUUCAUCACAUUUCCCAGCAGCUGCCUCACGACUGCAUCAUUGUCAGUGAGGGUGCAAACACCAUGGACAUCGGACGCACUAUGCUGAACAACUAUUUACCUCGACACAGGUUGGACGCUGGUACCUUCGGGACAAUGGGAGUGGGCCUUGGCUUUGCCAUAGCGGCAGCUGCCGUGGAAAAGAGCAGAGACAAAAGCAGAAGAGUCGUCUGUGUGGAAGGAGACAGUGCCUUUGGAUUUUCUGGCAUGGAAGUUGAGACCAUGUGCAGAUACAAUCUUCCUGUUGUCAUCAUUGUGGUCAAUAAUAAUGGGAUAUACAGCGGACUGGAUCCUGAAGCAUGGAAGGAAAUGGCAAAAAUGGGGGAUCUGACCUCUAUAGCCCCGCCUGUGUCCCUCCUACCUGAUGCUCGCUACGAUCAGGUGAUGACAGCCUUCGGGGGUCAGGGGUUCCUGGUGCGGACAGCGGAGGAGCUGAAGAGCGCCUUGGAGCUCAGCUUGAGCGACUGGGACAGGCCAAGCCUCCUCAAUGUGCUCAUUGACCCUUCCUCCGACAGAAAGCAGCAGGACUUUCCAUGGCUCACUCGCUCCAACCUCUGAGCACAAACCUUCAUCCAGAGCUCUCAGCAAGAGUUUAUCAGAAAACAAGAUAAUUUUCUACGUAAUUGUUUCCAUGAAAUAACCACAUUCUUUCUGAUUUUUACUACACAGUAGUAUAUAAGAACACAGUAAAACAUUUUAAACAGCUUUCAUAAUUAGUACUUUGUUUUGUUAUGAAAUAAUAUUUUCUGAUGUAAAGAUGUUGGGGAAUUAUCACCCUGUUGUAAUGUUUUGAUCAAUAAAAACUCAAAGGUUGCACCUGG
Oryzias latipes (Japanese medaka) is the source of this 2843-nucleotide messenger RNA. It is a transcript of the gene hacl1, whose product is annotated as 2-hydroxyacyl-CoA lyase 1. The record is from RefSeq and is a predicted model, not a curated record. Gene Ontology annotation, biological process: fatty acid alpha-oxidation. Lineage: Eukaryota; Metazoa; Chordata; Actinopteri; Beloniformes; Adrianichthyidae. Gene Ontology annotation, cellular component: peroxisome. Gene Ontology annotation, molecular function: thiamine pyrophosphate binding; catalytic activity; magnesium ion binding.